AUGGCCAUGGCCGCGCGGCCACAGACGCCCUCCCAGGAUGCAUACAACGAUCCCGGGACUCUAAGUCGCGGGUACGGUCCGCGCUCUACCCUCUCCCGACCGAGCUCCUUCGCUGGCAGCACUUCCUACAAUUACGGCUCGGGCGCUCUCGACCCGCAGAUCCACAACCCCCGAUUCAGGGAGGACUUCGACGCCGCUAGCCACCGCGGCUCGAUGGCCUACGACGGCCCCGUUGGGGUGCAGCGGUCAGCCUCCACCAUGUCCCAUGUGCGAUCCCAAACCCCCACCCGCGCCGGCACUCUACAGAAAAAGGCCUCCCUGAGCAAAAAGGGGAGCUUGCGCCGGAAUGGAAGUCGCAGGAGUAUGCGCGCGGGCAGCGUGCGAAGUCUCAGCCUGGGCGAUCGGGAAAAGUAUCACACUGAGGGUUCCGACGAUGUGAAUAGCGCUUUCAUGCUCCCGAUCCCUACGACUGGAAACCCGACCGAGGUCCUGGCGAACCGGUUUGGAGCGUGGCGCAAGGUCCUCAAGGACUUGAUUCUGUUCUUCAAGGAGGUCCAGAAAUCCUACGAAACCAGAGCGAAAUUGUUCAUGUCCGCCUCGAAUGUUGUCAACAACCAGACCCUCCCUUCGGCCUUCCUGCAGUCUGGCGGUCUGGCCGAUGCGACAGAGAUCCUCCGGGACUUCCACCGACAAGGGUACACAGAAGCCAACAAGGCUAUUGAAGUGGAGGUCGAGGUGAUCAGUCAAUUGACGGGUCUUCGCAGCGAUCUGCAGAAGAAGACCAAGGAGAUCAAGAGCCUAUCGGGUGAUUUCAAGAACACCGUCGACAAGGAAAUCGAUGGUACCCGCAAAUCCGUGCGAAACCUUCAUGAGGCUCUUGGCCUGGUCGACACCGAUCCGUCUGCGACAUCGGGCAAAGGCGACCCAUUCAUCAUGCGCUUGAAUGUGGAGAAGCAGGUGGAGAAGCAGAUUGAGGAGGAGAAUUAUCUCCAUCGGGCAUACUUGAACCUGGAGAACUCCGGUCGCGAACUGGAGGGGAUCGUGGUCAGCGAGAUCCAAAAGGCAUACAAUGCCUACGCGAGCAUCCUUCGACGUGAGGCCAACGAGGCUCUCGACACCGUAGAGAAGCUGCAGGCCGGUCCCAUCUCCAUGCCCCAGGACCAUGAGUGGAACUCGUUCGUCGCUGACACCGACGAGCUCGUGGAUCCCCGAAUCCCGCUUCGCAAUGUGGAGAACAUCACCUACCCUGGUAAAGAUCAUCCGGCUGCUGCCGAGGUCAGAGCUGGGAUGUUGGAACGAAAGAGCAAGUACCUCAAGAGUUACACUCCUGGAUGGUAUGUUCUGUCGCCGACACAUCUCCACGAAUUCAAGUCGGCCGAUCGGGUGGCAUGGCAAACACCGGUCAUGUCCUUGUACUUGCCAGAACAAAAGCUUGGCUCCCACUCGCAAGAAGACUCGAGCUCACACAAGUUCAUGCUCAAGGGUCGUCAGACUGGUGCGAUGCAUCGAGGCCACUCGUGGGUCUUCCGCGCCGAGUCCCACGAGACUAUGAUGUCAUGGUAUGAAGAUAUCGAGGGACUGAUUAGCACGACGGGCGAAGCGCGCAACGCCUUCGUUCGCAAACAUGUCCGGAGCGUGAGCGGAAGAUCAAUGAACAGCGAAGUGAUGGAGGACGAUGAAGCCGAUCGCACACCCUACUCUGCGGGCUCCGUAAUCCUCUCUCAAGACCGACCCACAUCCUCGCGCCAGGCCGGAGGUGCAUUCCCAAGCGAUGUCCAAAUCGAUCGUCACCUUCAAGCACCGCUAUCGCCAUCAAGCGGUGACAGCUCCGCCGGCCGAGGUGACAUGCUAGCCGCGGCUGGGUCUUACCCGGAUGGCUCAAGUCCUUUCGAUGACAACACCCGACGGGCAGCCAACCAUGAGAGCGACCACGACUCGUACCACGCUUACCAAUCCGGCGAAGGGACCAUCCGUAGGUCCUCGCGACCCAGAGUGACGCAGCAUGAUAGCUACUACGGAGAUUGGAUGGGACCAAGUGCCAUUGUUGCUCAGCAGCAGAAGACCCAACAUCUGGAACCCACCCCGGACGAUCGUGAGGUUCGGUCCGAGGGUGACCAAGCCUCUCUUGCCGCCAUUGCAGGCGUGGGUUUCGCCGGUCGUCGCGAUCACUCGGCCCCUCCGCAGGUGGCUCGUCGGGAGAGUGUUUCAACCGCACCUACCAAUACCAAUGCGACGGAAUACACGAACAACACCAACGCUACUUCAGUAGACGAUACCAUUGAUCAUCCUAAGAUCCUCACCCCCGGUGUGCCACUUCCAUCGGGCGCCGACACUUCAAGUCCACUGGAGUUGCGUGCCAAGAAAGACAGCAUCACUGCCUUGGACAUGAAGAUUCCUGGCCGCUAUCCCCCUACCAACGUGGCGGCAUAA
This is a messenger RNA of Penicillium olsonii, 2430 nucleotides long. Lineage: Eukaryota; Fungi; Ascomycota; Eurotiomycetes; Eurotiales; Aspergillaceae. The record is from the annotation of a GenBank genome assembly.